AUGUUCCAGCCCGCGGAGCCCGGCCAGGAGUGGGCCAUGGAGGGCCCCCGGGACGCACUCAAGAAGGAGCGGCUGCUGGACGACCGCCACGACAGCGGCCUGGACUCCAUGAAGGACGAGGAGUACGAGCAGAUGGUGAAAGAGCUAAGGGAGAUCCGCCUCGAGCCUCAGGAGGCGCCGCGCGGCGCAGGGUUGAGGUUCCUGCACUUGGCCAUCAUCCAUGAAGAGAAGGUGCUGACCAUGGAAGUGGUCCGCCAAGUGAAGGGAGACCUGGCGUUCCUCAACUUCCAGAACAACCUGCAGCAGACUCCUCUCCACUUGGCGGUGAUCACCAACCAGCCAGAAAUCGCCGAGGCACUUCUGGAAGCUGGCUGUGAUCCUGAGCUCCGAGACUUUCGAGGAAAUACCCCCUUACACCUCGCCUGUGAGCAAGGCUGCCUGGCCAGUGUGGGAGUCCUGACUCAGCCCCGCGGGACCCAGCACCUCCACUCUAUCCUACAAGCCACCAACUACAAUGGUCACACGUGUCUGCAUUUGGCCUCUAUUCAUGGCUACCUGGGCAUCGUGGAGCUGUUGGUGUCCUUGGGUGCUGAUGUCAACGCACAGGAGCCCUGCAACGGCCGAACUGCCCUCCAUCUCGCGGUUGACCUGCAGAAUCCCGACCUGGUGUCGCUCUUGUUGAAGUGUGGGGCCGACGUCAACAGGGUCACCUACCAGGGCUACUCCCCGUACCAGCUCACCUGGGGCCGCCCAAGCACCCGGAUACAGCAGCAGCUGGGCCAGCUGACCCUAGAGAACCUUCAGAUGCUGCCCGAGAGCGAGGACGAGGAGAGCUAUGACACGGAGUCAGAGUUCACAGAGGACGAGCUGCCCUAUGAUGACUGUGUGCUUGGAGGCCAGCGCCUGACGUUAUGA
Lipotes vexillifer (Yangtze River dolphin) is the source of this 915-nucleotide messenger RNA. It is a transcript of the gene NFKBIA, whose product is annotated as NFKB inhibitor alpha. NCBI's taxonomy places the organism in Eukaryota, Metazoa, Chordata, Mammalia, Artiodactyla, Lipotidae. The transcript is spliced from 6 exons. The record is from RefSeq and is a predicted model, not a curated record. Gene Ontology annotation, biological process: toll-like receptor 4 signaling pathway; cellular response to tumor necrosis factor. The coding region runs from base 1 to 915 and encodes 304 amino acids. Gene Ontology annotation, molecular function: NF-kappaB binding. Gene Ontology annotation, cellular component: cytosol.